This is a messenger RNA of Cucurbitaria berberidis CBS 394.84, 923 nucleotides long. RefSeq lists its product as uncharacterized. The transcript has 3 exons. The record is from RefSeq and is a predicted model, not a curated record. The coding region runs from base 1 to 822 and encodes 273 amino acids. NCBI's taxonomy places the organism in Eukaryota, Fungi, Ascomycota, Dothideomycetes, Pleosporales, Cucurbitariaceae.
AUGUCAAGAAUAGCGUGCGUCUGGGCUGAUUUCCGCGAUGACGCCGCAGCAAACGACUGGUACGAGAACAGGCAUAUACCCGAUGUCGUCGGCCGUCUCGAUACGCAAGCGCGCAAUGCCGAGCCAGUAGAAGAUAACACGUUCAAAGAGGUCGAACAAAUUGAGGGCGCCUUCAUGACCGUCUACGACCUACCCGAUGGGAAGGAUGCGAAAGAAGUGGACGCGCAAAUCCAGCCCGCAUUGGAUGAGCUGCUCACAAAAGACGCGCGAUUAGAUGCGCGCAUUUACGCGGAGCAUGCGAAUUGGUUUGGGUCGGAAUGGCGAGGCGAUGUCGAGGAUGUUCAGAUGUGGAUUGUAGUCCUGUGGCAACCUGCCGAAGCCGUACAUGACGAAUUCGUCAAAUGGUUCACAGAAGAAUUCGCGCCUGGCUUGCUUGAAUGCCCAGAACUCCUCCGCACACGCGUCUUCAAGCUCGAGAACGCUUCGUUAGUUCAGGACCAAAAGCGCGAACAACAGACACUUAGCUCAAUGUACCAAUACAUGACGUUCUGGGAGUUCGAUUGCGAUGACCUGCCGUGGGAGCUACUGGUGUAUCUGGGGAGCUCGGAGCGGUGGAGAUAUUAUGUCGAGGGUAAUCAUCUGAAAUGGCAGAUCGGUCAAUUCCUAGUAAACAGGAUAUAUCCCGAGGAACAGAGCGCGGACUCACCUGCGACGAACCGAACGAGCAUUAUCCUGAAUGGAGGGUCGAAUAGAGAUGGGCAGAGUGAUUCUGAUGAAGACGAUGACGAUGAUGUGAACGCCGAUCCCUAUAUAUCACGCUGAUGGGUUGGGAUGAAAGAUAGGCUGGUUCUUAACUUCUGCCAGACCGCUUAGCGCGUCAUUUAGAAAUACCCCGUACUUGUUCAAUAUACUUCGCGUUGUUU